AUGUCAUCACAGCAAACAAAUUGCACUCCCAUCCAUGACACUUCAAUUCUUGGUAAACGAAAAACCAUCUCGGAUAGCCCCAAUCUUACCGAAGAAGAGUCAUCAACCACUCAUUCCACUUCCUUCGAUUCAUCACAAAAGAAAGUAAAAUCUUCAUCAUCACGUACUCCAAAUUACGAUGAAAUUAUUCCAGAAAAUGAAAUGUUCUACAAAUACUAUUUCGAAAUUCAACAAAUUGUCAAAACCAAAGAAGAAAUGGAUCAAAUGAUUCGUUCCUUUCAACAACCUCUACCUCUUACUUUCCGAAUUAACAAAUCACUUCCUAUCGAGUUAAUUCAAAAAAUUCAAUCUCAAUUAUUGGAAUUUAAAAAUCAAUUAAAUAAUUACAAAUAUGAUGAAGAGACUGAGAAAGUGAGACCCAUGACUGAUACUGAAUCUAAAGGAGUUCAAAUAGAUAUCAUUCAUUUGAAUCAUAUUAAUGAUUUAUUUUAUCAAUUAUGUCCUAAUAUUUCAAAGAGAAAAUUGAGAAGACAAAAUACUGUGGUGAGUGGUAGUUCUCAUACAAGUGUGAAUAUUGAAAGUGGUGUGAAUAUUGAAAGUGAAAGUAGUGUGAAUACUCUCAAUGAAAGUGUAGCGAGUGGUAGUUCUCAUAUGAAUACUCUCAUGAGUGCCGAGAAUAUCAUCCAUGGAAAUGACAACAACAACACUCAAGUCGACGAAACCUUGGAAGAUAUCAUGAUGGAGGAUGACAUGAUCGAUAGUAGUAAUAGUAGCACACCACUUGAAGAAAGUGAAGGAUCUACGUUAUUAUCUAAAUUUAGAAAUUAUCUCGUUCAAUUAACCAAUAUUGGAUAUCUCAGUCGACAAGAAUUGGUGAGCAUGAUUCCUCCAUUAUGUUUCACUCCUCCUGAAUUCAAUGCAACACCAUGUGGUGUUGUGGAUGGCUACAUGGAUAUGUGUUCAGCACCUGGCAGUAAAUCUGCUCAAAUGGUCGAAUAUUACUUGAAUGGAAAGGACAAGUUCCUAAUUUGUAAUGAUAUUGACCGUAAAAGGCUAACCACAUUGUAUUCCAAUUUGAAUCGAGAACCUCAACAAUUACUUUCGAAUGUGGUUGUGACUCAUCACAAUGCAGUGACUCUUCAUCAAGUAUUGGCAAGUUCUACCACUCAGGGAAAUGUACUCUCUCAUGUUCAUCAUGUCUUGUGUGAUGCUGUAUGUUCAGGAGAUGGAACUUUACGAAAAUCACGUGAUUUAUGGGAGAGAUGGAAUUAUGAACAUGGACAUGUGAAUCACAUGACUCAAGUCUCUAUUCUUGUGAGUGCCAUGAAUAUUAUUCAAACAAGUUUUAAUCAACAACAACAACAAGAAGAACAAGGUAAUUCUAAUAGCACUACUACUAUUAGUACUACUACUAGUCAUAGCACCACUAGUAAUAAUAGUACUGGUACUACUACUACUACUCGUAAUAAUAAUAGCACCACCACUACUACUACUAGUAAUGGUAAUAACACUUCCUACUAUCAUGGAGAAUAUGAAAUUGUCUAUUCCACAUGUUCUCUCAAUCCCAUUGAAGAUGAAGCUGUGGUUGCAGAGGCUAUUCGAAGAACUAAUUAUAGAUUUGAAUUAGUGAAUCUUGAAGAAACAUUGAAUCAACAAUCAAAUUCAAUUUCCCAUCUCAAAGGAGUGAAUGAUUGGAAAGUAGUCGAUCGCAAUGGUGAAAUUGUUCAUUCAUUUGAAGAAUGUGAAUUAGAUUCAAAAGAUUUCAUUCCUCGUUCUGGAUCUAAAUCUGAAAAUAGACCUAAAAAAGAAUCAUGUUCUAGAAUUACAGCUAGCAUGUUCCCUAAAGAAGAUGUCCAAUCGAUGAAUUUACAUUAUACCAUGAGAUUUCUACCUCAUUUGAAUAAUAGUGGUGGUUUCUUUGUUGCUAAAUUAAGAUUGAAAAAAGAACAUCUCCUUCAAGAUGAAGAAAUGAAAACACGAAGACAACGAAAAUUAGAAAAAAAAUUAGAAAAAAAGAAACAUUCACAGAAAAAACAAACUCCAAAUAAGAAGAAUGUGAUUUAUGCAAAGGCAUUAGAGGAACAUGUUCAACCAUUAUUAGAUUUUUAUCAAAUCGAUUUAAAGAAAUUGUACAAGCAAGAAGAAGUUGAGCCAUUCGUGUCGUCAUCUUUAGCCAAUCAUUUUCUCGUUCAAACCACUUCUGAAAGUAAAUAUGCUCAAGCCAUAUUGAAACUUGCCAAAACUGGUACAACCAAUGUUGUUGUUACUAGUGGUAGUGGUGGUAAUUCUAGUAGUAGUGGUAAUUCUAGUAGUGGUAAUUCUAGUAGUAAUAAUAGUGGUAGUGGUGAUUCUAGUAGUAGUGGUAGUGGUAAUUCUAGUAGUAAUAAUAGUGGUAGUGGUGAUGGUAAUUCUAGUAGUAAUAAUUGUAAUAGCAAUAAUAGUACACUGACCAAUUGCAUCUACCAAAGAAAUUUACAUUCAUGA
Messenger RNA from Naegleria lovaniensis, 2484 nucleotides. RefSeq lists its product as uncharacterized. Lineage: Eukaryota; Heterolobosea; Eutetramitea; Acrasida; Naegleriidae. Gene Ontology annotation, molecular function: methyltransferase activity. The transcript has 2 exons. The record is from RefSeq and is a predicted model, not a curated record. Gene Ontology annotation, biological process: RNA methylation. Bases 1 to 2484 code for a protein of 827 amino acids.